Messenger RNA from Microcebus murinus (gray mouse lemur), 2876 nucleotides. Lineage: Eukaryota; Metazoa; Chordata; Mammalia; Primates; Cheirogaleidae. The record is from RefSeq and is a predicted model, not a curated record.
CCCAGAGUGCUGGGAUUACAGGUGUGAGCCACUGUGGCCCGCCAUAGUUGAGUAUUUUUGAUGAAAGUGGGAUCUCAACAAAGAAUCAGUUUCUGGUUGCAGAUGGGGAUAUAUCCUGCAGUUGUUAAACACAGAUUUUAAUAAAAUUUAUUAGGUGGUUAAAAGACACAUAAAUCAAUUACCAAAUCACAUACGGACAUGCAUAGUUUAGUCAUCCCAGGCUGUGCUUUUAGGGUGUUCAUAUGGUGCUUCUGUGGACUGUGGACCUCCGACCGGUGGCAUGUAUUUUAUGUUCACCUACAAGGCAAAUUUCAACCACUUAACAAUCCACCGAAAGAUCGUAGCAGCUGUAUGGAUUUCAAAGCGCAUCUUCCGCCACUUUGUUUGAAGGUGGCAGGUUGUGCGCUGCACGCUGCCUGAGUCCCGGGACAUUUAGUCCCUGUACGCACGCCGUCCCUCUUCUGGCCUAUGACGGUGUCUGCCACUGGCCUCUGCCCUCGGCUUCUCCACUCCUAGAUCAAGCACUCUCGCCGCUCAUGCGGUUCCAUCCUUUAAACUUCCUGGCUUAUUCCUGCCUCAGGGGCUUUGUGUCAGCUGCUCCCUCUGCCAGGUGUGCUCUUGACUUGCAGAUGUCCCCCCCUCCCCAUAGGUGAGUCUUAACCUAACGCCUCUCUGCACUAGGGCUUCCCGACGCUCACGCUAAACCAGCCGCAGCCUGGCUCUGAGUGCAUUCAUCAUGGUGGUCCUGUUGACAGGCCCAGCGGCAGACGGCGAGCUUCCUGGAACCUGCCUGUCUGCACUGCCCCGUUGCCCGACAGGGCUGGCAGGGGUUAAAUAUUAGUGGCAUGAACGCCCCAGUGGCUCUUCUCCUCCUGAAACCUCAGGACCUAUUAGAGCCAGUGUUUUUCUGGUGAUUCUUCCAGAAGCAUAGUCUCACAGAGCUCUUCGUUUUACCUCACCCCCAGAAAACCAAUAAAACAAAGCAUCAUUCUUAUUUAACCUCAUGAAUUUUUUCUUUUCCCAGAGCUAUCAUCCUCUGGCCCCUAUACCCACUCUUCUCAGAAAGGAUCUGCCCUGAGACCGCGUUGACUGCUGCAAGGACUGAGUGGGAUUUGCUGAGCUGCCGUCUGGAGACAGCGAGAUAGGAACAUCUUUUGGGGGAAGGAAUCGGCCUCCUCUCCUGGCAGCGGCCAGUGUGCAGCAGACAGCCGCAAGGGGCCGGCGGCGCCAGGUGGCGCCUACUAUGUCGUGUGGCGGGAAACAGAGUUCACUGUGAGAGUCCCUUGGAGCUUGGAAAUAGACGGGUUUAAGACGGAGAAGUUUCCACAAAGAGCAAGAACUUCACUAUCUCCUUUUUGAUCUGAAGGCUGGGGACAAUGGAUAUCAUCGUAGAGACAGCAAAACUAGAGGAAAACAUGGACAGUCAAACCAACGAUCCUACCACCGCUUACACGGGGCCUGCAGAGCCUGUCGAGGAAGAAAACAAAACUGGUAACGGGAAACCUAAGAGCUUAUCCCCCGGGCUGCGGAAGGGCGCCAAGAAGUACCCGGACUAUGUCCAGAUUGCUAUGCCCGCCGAAUCGAGGAACAAAUUUCCCCUGGAAUGGUGGAAAACAGGCAUCGCCUUGGUGUACGCGCUGUUCAACCUCGUCCUGACGACCGUGAUGAUCACAGUGGUGCACGAGAGGGUCCCCCCCAAGGAGCUCAGCCCCCCACUCCCCGACAAGUUCUUUGAUUACAUCGAUCGGGUGAAAUGGGCAUUUUCUGUAUCAGAAAUAAAUGGGAUCAUAUUACUUGGAUUAUGGAUCACCCAGUGGCUGUUUCUCAGAUACAAGUCAAUAGUAGGGCGAAGAUUCUUUUUUAUCCUUGGAACGUUGUACCUCUAUCGCUGUGUCACGAUGUACGUCACCACCCUUCCCGUGCCCGGGAUGCACUUCCAGUGUGCUCCGAAGCUCAACGGAGACUCUCAGGCGAAAAUACAGCGGAUUCUGCGGCUGAUCUCCGGCGGUGGCUUGUCCAUAACUGGGUCACACAGCUUGUGCGGAGAUUUCCUCUUCAGCGGCCACACCGUUUCGCUGACACUUACAUAUUUGUUCAUCAAAGAGUACUCACCGCGCCACUUCUGGUGGUAUCACCUGACCUGCUGGCUCCUGAGCGCCGCCGGGGUCGUGUGCAUCCUGGUGGCGCAUGAACACUACACCGUGGACGUGAUCGUCGCUUACUACGUCACGACGCGGCUGUUCUGGUGGUACCACUCGAUGGCCAACGAGAAGAACUUGAAGGUGUCUUCACAGACUAAUUUCUUGUCUCGAGCGUGGUGGUUCCCCAUCUUUUACUUUUUUGAGAAAAAUGUACAAGGCUCAAUUCCUUGCUGCUUCUCCUGGCCCCUGUCUUGGCCUCCUGGCUGCUUCAAAUCGUCGUGCAAAAAGUAUUCACGGGUUCAGAAGAUCGGUGAAGAUAACGAGAAAUCUACUUGAGAAGCAGAACAAAGGCAUCAACUCUUAUACCAAAAGAGUGAACGCUGUAACCAAAGGUAUUGUUUUGUUCCUUUAAUUUUAGGAGAACUGACUGGCAAAUGAAGAAGUGGACCAAAUUUUGUGCAAAUGAUUAGAAAGACGAACAAAGUAUUACCCUUUGACUGGCUUUUCUUAUUCCUCCCGACAAAGAUAUAUCCUCCAACGCUGCCCCUUCACGGGUGACGAGCCUUCCAGCUGGGGCCUGACCGAUGAGCUUGUCAGAGGAGCCGAAGGACCUGCCACUCCCUUCUUUCUUCUUUCUCCACAGACCCUCUACUUCAGAAUGUUUUCAGGAUUUUUUUUCCUCCCGAAGUCAGAAGAAUUUGUUAAUGUUUUAAAUAAAAUAUCUGGAUCUAUACA